ACUGAGCUUCCAGAUCAGUCUCGACCUCAUCAGCCUUGCUUAACCUCCUCCUGUGUCAGUCGUCAUGUCGCUCACCCAGCGAUCGAUGAGAAUGUCAACCGGACGCUCCGGGUUUGGGUCCCAGAGCCUCUAUGGCGGCCUCGGCAGCAGCGCUCGUAGCAUUUCUUCCAGUCGCUCCUUCAAUGUGAGCUCGGCUGGUAGUGGCAUGAGAAGCGGAGGCGGAAUGGGAAUAGGGUUGGGGAUGGGAAUAGGGAUGAGCGCUGGGGGGCUUCUGAGUGGUGGUACCAGCGGGCUGGUAGCCAACGAGAAAGACGCCAUGCAGAACCUCAACAGCCGACUGAGCAAAUACCUGGAGAGGGUGCACUCCCUGGAGGAGAGCAACAUUCAACUGGAGAAGAAGAUUCGGGAGCUGUCCACUGACAAGAUCAUCCAAGGCUUCGACUGGACCAUCUAUGAGAACACAGUGAAGCCCCUCCAGAGUCAGAUCCUGUCCUCCAUUAUGGACAACUCUCAUGUGGCCCUGGAGAUCGACAACGCCAAGCUGGCGGCUGAGGAUUUCAGGAGCAAGUGGGAGAAUGAGCUGAUGCUUCGCCAGUCUGUGGAGAAUGACAUCGGAGGCCUGCACCAGCUGAAGGAGACUUACCUGCAGCUGCAAACUGGCCUGACCAACGAUAUCGGGGCCCUGGAGGAUGAGAUCGCUUACCUGAAGAAGAAUCAUGCUGAGGAGCUGAGGAUGCUGAGGCAGCAGAAGACUUCAGAUGUGCAGGUGGAAGUGGACUCCAAGCCCUCCAUCAACCUGCAGGAGGUGCUGAACAAAAUCAGGGAAGAUUACAAUGGUAUGGUCAACAAAAAUCAAGGCGAUAUGGAGACCUGGUACAAAGUGCAGCUUGAAACCAAGUCGGUGGAGCAGGCUCAGGACAACCAGGCCUUAGAAGCAGCGAGGCACGAGGUCUCCGAAUACCGUCGGCAAAUGCAGAACCUGCAGGCUGAGUACGAUGCCAUGCUCGGCAGUCUCGGCUCUCUGGAAGCCGCCCUGGCAGACACAGAGAGGAGGUACGAUCAGGAGCUGCAGGGAUACCUCUUCAAAGAGGGAGCCUUGAAUGACGAGCUGAGGAGAAUCAGGAAUGAAAUCAACCAGCAAGCAAAUAAUUACCAGCAGUUGCUGAACAUGAAGAUGAAGCUGGAGCAGGAGAUUGUCAUGUACCGACAGCUCCUGGACGGCGGUGCGCAAAGCUCAAUAUCCGGCACGUCUUCCUCCAGUAUCUCGUCUGGAGGCGGAAGCAAGAGCACAAUAAUCAUCAAAACGACCGAAGAAGUUAAUGAGGUUACAAGUUAAAGAUCAUGGCCUCGCUCGCUAUCACCAAGAAACAAGCUUGUACCCGCUCGGGCACAAUGCCCGUGUGGCAGCUUCAGCUGGUGUCUGGGAAUGUGGAUCUUUGCCAGCAGCCCCCUGCCUGGCUUCAUACUUUCCUCUUGUUCUAUUCCUCUUCCUGUGACAGUGCGAUUCCCAACUCCUGAGUAUACAAAGCAAUGGGGUCCCAUCCCACUGUUGCGCUUGACAUUAAGUUCAGCACCUCACUGGGGCAAUGUCAGUGCAUCGCGCCGAUGCCAUCAACAACAACAACUUGAAUUUAUAUAGCAGCCUUCACGAGCCAUACCGUUUCACAAUGGCGGCGUCUACCAUCCCUCUUAUCGCUGCUGGGGUGCUCAGUUGUUAUGGAAAACAACCUGGGCUGUUGCAACCCCAGUAGUUUGGAAACCGCAAGCAGACAGCAGGUCAACACACAUAAAAGUAAAUUGUUUUACUGGAGAUCCAAUACAGCAGAUGCCCUUGUCCCCAUUACUUGUGUCUCUCACUCCCCAGGAGCCCUGAUCCACGUCGCCUGUCUCCCUUACUCCUCUCCCUUGGCUGCUCUGUUUUCCAAAUAUUUUCACAUCUGUUCAUUGUUUAAGCAAAGCUGAUCAAUAAAUAUCUUUCUGCUCUUA
Molecule: messenger RNA, 1986 nt
Organism: Callorhinchus milii (elephant shark)
Lineage: Eukaryota; Metazoa; Chordata; Chondrichthyes; Chimaeriformes; Callorhinchidae
Product: keratin, type I cytoskeletal 50 kDa
Exons: 10
Coding region: 65-1336 (423 amino acids)
Molecular function (GO): structural molecule activity
Source: RefSeq, a predicted model, not a curated record